Messenger RNA from Colius striatus (speckled mousebird), 1340 nucleotides. It is a transcript of the gene CENPN, whose product is annotated as centromere protein N. Gene Ontology annotation, biological process: CENP-A containing chromatin assembly; chromosome segregation. Bases 248 to 1285 code for a protein of 345 amino acids. The transcript has 11 exons. The record is from RefSeq and is a predicted model, not a curated record. Lineage: Eukaryota; Metazoa; Chordata; Aves; Coliiformes; Coliidae.
AGCCGCGCGGCGCGCGGGAAGGGUCGGUGCGCGGCUCUGCUGUCGGGCGAGCGGGCGCUUUGCUGUGGCUACUGGGGAUCUGGCGUUCUGUUCCACCCCUCGCUUCCUUUCGCGUCUGCUCACGCUGUCUGUGGCCCUCAGGACACUCACGGGGCCAGCCCAGGCCUGGCAGGGAGUAACGUCCCACAGCGAGGGCCAGUGCCCUGUUACUUUUCAGAAGCUCAGCCCAGGCCUCGGUGGCUUCAUCAUGGAUGAAAUUGUCGCUGAGUAUAUCCGAAGAACUGUACUAAAAAUACCACGAGAUGAAAUCAAGACGAUGCUACAAAAAUGGGGGUUUCUCUCUGAAGCGCAGCUGCAAACUGUAAACUUUCAGCAGACAAAGGAAAACAUUUCUCAAGAAGUUGUUCAACUCUGUGAGGAAAAUUCUACAGACAUAAAGCAAGCAGCUGUCCUAGACAUAAUUUACAACAACAUCUACCCAAACAAAAGGGUGUGGAGUGUUUACCAGAUGAACAAAACAGGGGAAGAAAUGGAAUUUUUUGACUUAACAGAGUUCAAAAAAAAAUUUAAAAGACACCUUCGAUCAGCCUUGAAAAAUGUCACCAUCAACUUUAGAGAAUACGAAGAUAAUGCAAUCUGGAUCCGAAUUGCCUGGGGAACACCGUAUACAAAACCAAACCAGUAUAAAACCAGCUAUGUUGUAUACCAUUCACAGACUCCUUACGUCUUCAUUUCUGUCUCAGUGCUGAAGAGCAACUUGCCUCUGUUGUGUCAGGCCCUGAUCGCUGCUUCCAAUUACCAUCACAUACGUGAAAUGGAGCUUCGAAGUCAUUCCUUAAACUCUCUUAAAGAUAUUGUGUUUAAGAGAUACAGCCAGAACUUCCAAACUUAUCAUCCGAGACCUCUACAAGAAAGGAACGGAGCACUAGAAUGUGUAGAUUUAAGGAUAGUUCAAGAAAACAAAAAGGAGAAAGAAAGAAUACAGAGAUUGAAUCGGGAAGCUUUUGGCGAUGGUCCCCAACCAAAACUUGAAUUUGCACAAUAUAAGCUUGAAACAAUAUUAAAAAGUGAUCCUAAAAUGGAUGUUUUGGAUAAAAACCCAUUCAGAUGUGUGGUCAAAUUUUCUAGUCCACAUCUUUUAGAGUCUCUGAAAUCCUUGGCACCAGCAGGUAUGGCUGAUGCACCACUUUCACCACUACUUACAUGUAUACCACAAAAAGCUAGGAAUUAUUUUAAAAUUAGAGAGAAAAAAGGUGUCUUUCCAGAAAGCUUUGUAAGCCCUUAAUUUAAAAUUGAUUCAUAGAGCUCGUUCAUACAGCUCAUUUAACACUGGUAUUUAA